Molecule: messenger RNA, 2846 nt
Organism: Penaeus monodon (black tiger shrimp)
Lineage: Eukaryota; Metazoa; Arthropoda; Malacostraca; Decapoda; Penaeidae
Product: xaa-Pro aminopeptidase 1-like
Exons: 17
Coding region: 119-2245 (708 amino acids)
Molecular function (GO): metalloaminopeptidase activity
Source: RefSeq, a predicted model, not a curated record
GGCCUUCAAGAGAGAGGAGUGUCUCCAAUUUUCUCUUCAUUUUAGCGCGGAUUUCGUUGCGGAUCGAAGCUUGGGUUUCGUUCAUUCAAUUGGCUUCGGGCGUGUUCAGUGAUAGACCAUGAUGUCCCGUUAUAUCUGGGUGUACGCUAUGGCAGUGAUGGCGGUUGUGCUUGGCCCAACCAGGACUCGUGCAGUGCCAGUGGCCUCGCAGCCGAGCCCUAGAGGUCAAGUGAGGUCAGGUGUUUCUGGGUCAUUAGUCAAGGUCACGUUAGCUGACAGGGAGAAGUGCCAGCCAGGUGAUGUUGCGCCAGCGGUCCGAGUCAACACGACAGUUCGGGUUGCCAACUUGCGGGAAGAAAUGGAUAAAUACAACUUAACUGCGUACAUCAUCCCGAGCGGAGACGAACACCAGAGCGAGUACGUAGCGAAGGCAGACGAACGACGCAAGUACAUUAGCGGCUUCUCUGGCAGCUCUGGCUUGGCACUGGUGACCCUCUCUGCCCAAGCCCUGUGGACGGACGGGAGGUAUUUCCUUCAGGCGGAGGACGAGCUGGACUGUGCUUGGAUUAUCAUGAAGGAGGGACUGGAAGGGGUGCCAACAGUGCUUGAAUGGCUGAAGGAACUGCCAAUGGGUGCCACAGUAGGUGCCGACCCGCGUCUCAUUGGGGCUCAGACUUGGCAGUCAUAUGCUGAAGAACUGGAAGGUGUGGGUAUCGACAUGCUUGGAAUAGGGACGAAUUUAGUGGACGUCAUCUGGGAGGAAGAUGGUCGCCCGCCAUACGUUCAAGAUCCGGUCUUUGUGCACGAGAUUGAGUUCGCCGGCAAGAGCUGGCAAGACAAAGUGGCUGACGUCAGAGGCGAGAUGUCAGCGGCCGAGGCUGACGUCCUGGUGCUGACGGCUCUCGACGAGGUGGCUUGGCUGCUAAACCUCCGGGGUUCUGACAUCCCCUACAACCCAGUAUUCCGAGCAUACGUAGCCAUAUCGACGUCUUCUGUGGAUCUCUUCCUGCCCGAAAGUAAGACCACGGAGUCUGUGGAGGAACAUCUGAGCGUGAACGAGUGUUCUGAACAGCAGUGCGUGACGAUCCACGACUACGCCAGCAUCCUAGAUUAUCUGAAGGAUUCCCCAGCAGAGAAGAUCAUGGUCCCCGGCUCCUACGCUUACUCCGGCGGUGCCUCCUACGCCAUUUACUCCGCGGUGGAAGAAUCGGCCCGAGUGACCUCCACCUCGCCCGUGCUACUCAUGAAAGCGCGCAAGAAUGAGGUGGAGAUCGCGGGGAUGAAAAACGCCCAUCUGAAAGACGCUGUGGCCCUGUGCGAUUUCUUGAGGUUUUUGGAAAAGGAGAUCACCGCCGGCGCCAACGUCUGGACCGAAAUAUCCGCCGCGACGGAGCUGCGGUCCUUCCGGGCGGCGCAGGAGGACUUCGUGGGCCUCUCCUUCGCCUCCAUCAGCGCCUACAGCUCCAACGGCGCCGUCAUCCACUACGAGCCCACGGACGCGACGGACAGGCAGAUUGGGACCGGCUCCUUGUUCCUCCUGGAUUCCGGCGCUCAGUACAAGGACGGCACAACAGACGUGACCCGCACAAUGCACUACGGGGAGCCCACAGACGAACAAAUUGAAGCGUACACCCGCGUCUUGGCCGGACACGUGGACCUCGCCUCCGUCGUCUUUCCCGAGGGCACGACAGAUACCCGGCUCGAUGUGCUUGCGAGGAGACACCUGUAUGAAAUUGGUCUCGAUUACAGGCAUGGAACAGGGCAUGGCAUCGGCAUGUUCCUUGGGGUUCAUGAAUCACCAACGCAGAUCAGAAUUUAUGGCACAGAAAGUCACCCUUUUUAUCCCGGUUAUUUCUUCUCAGACGAACCCGGUUUCUACAAGGACAACGAAUACGGUAUCCGGCUCGAGAACAUUAUGGUCACAGUGAGGAAAACCACGCCGUACACCUUCGACAAGCCCUCUCUCGGCUUUGAGCCUGUCACUCUGGUUCCCUUCGAGAGGAAACUCAUAAACGAAACUUUGCUGAGUCGAAAACAGUGCGAGUGGCUGAACAACUACCAUGCAACUGUCUUGCAAUUGGUUGGAGACGAACUGAACGCUCAAGGAAAAGGAGAAUCAUACGAGUGGCUGGAAGAGAAGACGCGACCCCUUUGCGCCGGGGCUCUUGGUGUGUCUGCCUCUUCCUCUUUCUUUUUAAUAGUUUCUGCUCUUCUUGUGGUGCUGAGGAGCCAGUUUUUGUUUUGAAGGGUUUGGGGGGGGUGGGGGGGAUUUAGUUUUUGAGAUUGUGGAAUCAGAGGUACGAUUAAGGUUGAUUGUAAUGGUUGAUUGUAAAAGUAAGAGUUUUCCAACCUGGGGGAUACGGGGGUAUAUAUUAUAUCUCACCAGCGGUUCAUAUAAUUAUCCCUCACAUAUCAAUAAACUGGAAUCUUUAGUAGUUCUUGUCCUGUAGCUAUUGGCAGCUUUAGACUAUUCACAACGAGCAAUACCGAAUGUGAAAAGAUGAUCGUCAAUGAAUGGGGUCGGGGGCCACGGAAUAAAAAGGAUUGGAAACCACUGGUGAAGAGUGUUGUGAGUGUUUAUGAUACGGUGGUUUGGAGGAUCGAAAAGGCGUGUGAAUCGUUUCGGAUCCGAUAUGGAACAGUUUGGAUGUCCUAGAAUUGAUCAAGGUUUGGAAUUUAUAUUGUUAAAUGUUUUGAUAUUGCCUGAUAGCUCUUUUUUUUUAAAUAGAAAUUCAAAUGAUUAUAAUGUUGAAAAUUAAUUGAUUAAAUAAUGAUCUGUUCAGUUUUUUUUUCUGUCCGUUUUGUAUUGUAUACUUGCUUUCAGAAUAAUCAUUAAGUAUUUAAAA